GCCGCCACCCCCACCCGCUGCCCGCCGGUCCCUCCGGCCGCCGCCAUGUCCUCCUCCUCCUCCUCACCCCGGGAGACGUACGAGGAGGACCGGGAAUACGAGAGCCAGGCCAAGCGCCUCAAGACCGAGGAGGGGGAGAUCGACUACUCGGCUGAGGAAGGCGAGAAUCGCCGCGAAGCGACGCCCCGGGGCGGGGGCGAUGGCGGCGGAGGCGGCGGCCGGAGCUUCUCACAGCCGGAGGCAGGUGGAAGUCAUCAUAAAGUUUCUGUUUCACCUGUUGUACAUGUUCGAGGACUCUGUGAAUCUGUGGUGGAAGCAGACCUUGUGGAGGCACUGGAAAAAUUUGGGACAAUAUGCUAUGUGAUGAUGAUGCCAUUUAAGAGGCAAGCCCUUGUGGAAUUUGAGAAUAUAGAUAGUGCCAAAGAAUGUGUGACAUUCGCUGCAGAUGAACCCGUGUACAUUGCUGGUCAACAGGCUUUUUUCAACUAUUCUACAAGCAAAAGGAUCACUCGGCCAGGAAAUACUGAUGAUCCAUCAGGAGGCAACAAAGUUCUUCUAUUAUCAAUUCAAAAUCCUCUUUAUCCAAUUACAGUAGAUGUCUUAUAUACUGUAUGCAACCCUGUUGGAAAAGUACAGCGUAUUGUUAUAUUCAAGAGAAAUGGGAUACAAGCAAUGGUUGAGUUUGAAUCAGUGCUUUGUGCCCAGAAAGCUAAAGCAGCACUCAAUGGAGCAGAUAUAUAUGCUGGAUGUUGCACACUAAAAAUCGAAUAUGCAAGGCCAACUCGUCUAAAUGUUAUUAGGAACGACAAUGACAGUUGGGACUACACCAAACCGUAUUUGGGAAGACGAGAUAGAGGAAAGGGUCGCCAGAGACAAGCCAUUUUGGGAGAACACCCUUCUUCGUUUAGACAUGAUGGCUAUGGUUCCCAUGGUCCAUUAUUGCCUUUACCAAGUCGAUACAGAAUGGGCUCUCGAGAUACACCUGAGCUUGUUGCAUAUCCAUUACCGCAGGCUUCUUCCUCUUACAUGCAUGGAGGAAAUCCCUCUGGUUCAGUUGUAAUGGUUAGUGGAUUACAUCAGCUAAAAAUGAAUUGUUCAAGGGUCUUCAACCUUUUUUGCUUAUAUGGAAAUAUUGAAAAGGUAAAAUUUAUGAAGACUAUUCCUGGUACAGCAUUGGUAGAAAUGGGUGACGAGUAUGCUGUAGAAAGAGCUGUCACACAUCUUAACAACGUCAAAUUAUUUGGAAAAAGACUUAAUGUUUGUGUGUCUAAACAACACUCAGUUGUUCCAAGUCAAAUAUUUGAGCUGGAGGAUGGUACAAGUAGUUACAAGGAUUUUGCAAUGAGUAAAAAUAAUCGCUUUACAAGUGCUGGGCAAGCAUCUAAGAAUAUAAUCCAGCCACCCUCAUGUGUGCUGCAUUAUUAUAAUGUUCCUUUGUGUGUCACAGAAGAGACCUUCACUAAGUUGUGUAAUGACCAUGAAGUUCUUACAUUCAUCAAAUACAAAGUGUUUGAUGCAAAACCUUCUGCCAAAACACUUUCUGGGCUGUUGGAAUGGGAAUGUAAAACUGACGCAGUAGAAGCUCUCACAGCACUUAAUCACUACCAGAUAAGAGUUCCAAAUGGUUCCAAUCCCUACACAUUGAAGCUUUGUUUUUCUACAUCAUCCCAUUUAUAAGAAGAGAAGAGCAUGUUAGGAUUUAUGUUCAUCUUUAUUACAAUUUAAAAAUUAUACUUCAUUGAAAAAAUAUAAAAUGGUUGAUCUAAUGUUGCCUUGCUUACUUUGAUUUAAGAUCCUGUUCUGUAAUAAACAAAUAUUUUGCCUUGAGUCAA
Condylura cristata (star-nosed mole) is the source of this 1832-nucleotide messenger RNA. It is a transcript of the gene HNRNPLL, whose product is annotated as heterogeneous nuclear ribonucleoprotein L-like. Gene Ontology annotation, molecular function: mRNA binding. The record is from RefSeq and is a predicted model, not a curated record. The transcript is spliced from 13 exons. Gene Ontology annotation, cellular component: nucleus. The coding region runs from base 46 to 1677 and encodes 543 amino acids. Lineage: Eukaryota; Metazoa; Chordata; Mammalia; Eulipotyphla; Talpidae. Gene Ontology annotation, biological process: mRNA processing; regulation of RNA splicing.